GCCCUCGGCGGAGCGGCGGCGGACAGCAGGAGGAGGUAGCCGGCCCGGGGAGAUGCUGUAGCGGCUCCCGCUGCUCGCUCUGCGCGGAGCCCGCCCCCGGCUGCGGGAACGGGGCCGAGGGGCUGCGGGACGGGCAGAGCCGGCCCGGAGCGGGCGGGUGCAGGCAGCAAAACGGAUCAGCUGUAAAAAGUGUUUCCUCUGUAAAUCCUGAAUCAUUGACUUAGCACCGGGGCUGCUACCUGGUCUCGUGCUGGAACUGAGGCAGUUGUGGUUCAUGUGAUGUGGUCACACGUCUGCUAAACCUAAACCAGUGUCAUAACCUUUGUUGGCUGGCAUGAGCUACUGAGCUAUCGGCUCCUAGCGACUUUGAGAGGCAACUUUGGGAAUUUCGAGUAGUACAACGUAGUGAGUUGGAAGGAUGAGAGUGUGCACACCUUAUCAGAGAAUGUCAACAGCUUUUUAUUGAUGAAGAACUGCUUGUUAUCACCAAUCUGCAAAUGAAAUGGAAGGGGAAGAGAUUCUGGAAAACAACUUCUGUUUCAGCCUUGCAAGAUGCUGCAUGAAGGGUAAAAAGAAGUUUAAGUGACUGCUCUACUUGAUCAAAAUGGUGGACACUGAAAACCAGCUCUAUCCCCUUACUCCCUUGGAGGAGGAGGAUAUAGACAGCCCAUUAUCUGGAGAGUUCCUACAAGAUAUGGAGAACAUUCAAGACCUGUCCCAGUCUCUAGGUGAUGAUAGUUCUGGAGCUUUAAGUUUAACAGAAUUCCAAUCACUGGGAAAUGGUCCAGGAUCUGAUGGAUCGGUUAUAACAGACACCCUUUCACCAGCAUCCAGUCCUUCAUCCAUUAAUUUUGCCACAGCUCCAGGUAGCAUAGAUGAAUCACCCAGUGGAGCAUUAAACAUUGAAUGUAGAAUUUGUGGGGAUAAAGCCUCAGGCUACCAUUACGGAGUACAUGCUUGUGAAGGUUGUAAGGGCUUUUUUAGAAGAACAAUUCGUUUAAAACUCAUCUAUGAUAAAUGUGAUCGCAACUGCAAAAUUCAGAAAAAAAAUCGUAAUAAGUGCCAAUACUGUCGUUUUCAGAAGUGCCUUUCAGUUGGAAUGUCACAUAAUGCAAUACGUUUUGGACGAAUGCCGAGGUCUGAGAAGGCCAAGCUCAAAGCAGAAAUUCUAACAGGUGAAAAUUAUGUAGAAGAUUCAGAAAUGGCAGAUCUUAAAUCACUUGCCAAAAGAAUUCAUGAUGCCUACCUGAAAAACUUCAAUAUGAACAAGGUUAAAGCCAGAAUCAUCCUUGCAGGGAAAACCAAUAACAAUCCACCUUUUGUUAUACAUGAUAUGGAUACCUUAUGUAUGGCAGAGAAGACCCUGGUGGCAAAACUGGUAGCCAAUGGCAUUCAGAACAAGGAAGCAGAAGUUCGAAUCUUCCACUGCUGCCAGUGUACUUCUGUGGAGACCGUCACAGAACUCACGGAAUUUGCCAAAUCCAUCCCUGGCUUCUCCAACCUGGACUUGAACGAUCAGGUGACGCUGCUGAAGUACGGCGUGUAUGAAGCCAUAUUUGCCAUGCUGGCCUCUGUGAUGAACAAGGACGGGAUGCUGGUGGCCUAUGGGAAUGGAUUUAUAACCCGGGAGUUCCUGAAAAGCCUGAGAAAGCCAUUCUGUGAUAUAAUGGAGCCAAAAUUUGAUUUUGCAAUGAAAUUCAAUGCACUGGAUUUGGAUGAUAGCGAUAUAUCCCUUUUUGUUGCUGCCAUUAUUUGCUGUGGAGAUCGUCCUGGUCUUGUAAAUGUAGGACACAUUGAAAAAAUGCAGGAGAGCAUUGUGCAUGUACUGAAACUUCACUUGCAAAACAACCAUCCUGAUGACACCUUCCUCUUCCCAAAACUUCUCCAAAAAAUGGCUGACCUCCGACAGCUGGUCACAGAGCAUGCUCAGCUUGUUCAGAUAAUCAAGAAGACUGAAUCUGAUGCACAUUUACACCCUUUACUACAGGAGAUCUACAGGGAUAUGUAUUAAGGAUUUUUAGUCUUUUUUUUCCACAAUAUUUAAAGACAGAGAAAUACAGAUGGGAGCAAAACUACUUGUACAGUUACGUGCUGUUCACUCAGCCCAGAGCAGGAAAAAUCUAAAACUGGGGAACUGGAGUGUUACACUUGGUUUGGGAUCUUUUGUCUUCUUUCGAAAAAGUGCUGCAGAAAAAUACUGCUCAGAGUGCUCAGCGAAGUGUCUUACAAUGGUUCUUUUAUUUGGAAAUUUGAAGAGUGGUAAGGAAUACAUAUUUGUGUAAUAAAUGAGAAUGUUAAGUAACAGAAAUGAA
Messenger RNA from Hirundo rustica (Barn swallow), 2312 nucleotides. RefSeq names its product peroxisome proliferator activated receptor alpha (gene PPARA). The transcript has 9 exons. The record is from RefSeq and is a predicted model, not a curated record. Gene Ontology annotation, cellular component: nucleus. Gene Ontology annotation, biological process: regulation of lipid metabolic process; positive regulation of transcription by RNA polymerase II; negative regulation of transcription by RNA polymerase II. Gene Ontology annotation, molecular function: RNA polymerase II cis-regulatory region sequence-specific DNA binding; nuclear receptor activity; zinc ion binding. Lineage: Eukaryota; Metazoa; Chordata; Aves; Passeriformes; Hirundinidae. The coding region runs from base 605 to 2011 and encodes 468 amino acids.